This is a messenger RNA of Myxocyprinus asiaticus (Chinese sucker), 1028 nucleotides long. RefSeq names its product elongin-B-like. Lineage: Eukaryota; Metazoa; Chordata; Actinopteri; Cypriniformes; Catostomidae. Gene Ontology annotation, biological process: transcription elongation by RNA polymerase II. Gene Ontology annotation, molecular function: protein binding. Gene Ontology annotation, cellular component: elongin complex; VCB complex. The transcript has 5 exons. Bases 108 to 452 code for a protein of 114 amino acids. The record is from RefSeq and is a predicted model, not a curated record.
GAUUGUGGGACAGUGGAGCGGUGAAUGGUGGAUGACCACACAACCGCUGAAAUGAAGAAAGAAAGUCAUUUGAGUUUGAGACGACAUCAGUGUGAGAUGUCUUCUUAAUGAUCAGGCGUCAAAAGACCACAAUCUUCACAGAUGCCAAAGAAUCCACAACCGUUUAUGAGUUGAAACGCAUUGUGGAGGGCAUACUGAAGAGAUCACCGGAGGAACAGAGACUCUACAAGGAUGACCAGCCGCUAGAAGAGAGUAAGACACUGGGAGACUGUGGCUUCACAAAUCAGACAGCAAGACCACAGGCCCCUGCGACUGUAGGACUGGCCUUCCGUAUCACCGAUGAUGCGUUUGAGCCCCUGCAGGUGGAGCCGUUCUCCAGCCCUCCUGAACUUCCUGAUGUCAUGAAGCCUCAGGACUCUGGCAGCACAGCCAAUGAGCAGUUAGUACAGUGAGCGUGACCACAGAAUGACUAGAGUAGCAUGAGCAUACUGAAAUAACACAUCAGGAUGAGUAAAGAUUUCGGGGAUAUAAGAAACCAAAAAGUUCACACCAGUCGCCACCCACCGCUGAACUAAAGCCAAUUACAAAAUGUCCUGAGAAGCACCAAGAAAUAAGAUUACUGUUGUUGUUGAUAUGUAUGUUUACUUUAUUAUCUGGACUGACAUGCUAUUUUCCGUCUCAAGUGACUGACCUCAUUUUGAAUGUCAAACCCGUUUUCUUUGCCUGAGUGAUAUUUGAUGCACUGGAGAGAAACUGUUCCUUUAAGAGGCUGUUUACAUCAUUUAUUAGAAAAAACAAAAAGAACUGAGGUUUAGCAGCGCAAAUGGCACACAGGGAAGCUCUUUAAAUGCAGAUGUGCAUGUAUCAGUUUUAACAUGUUACACUUGGACUCAUGCAGGAAACCUGUGUUAUCUUUUGAUGAGGAAAGCUUUUCAGUUUGAUCUCUGUUCACCUCUGUAUGCCCUGCAGCUGAUCUCUAGUGUAAUUUAUGUUUUUUAUUAUGAUUAAAACCUUUAGAUAACAAGCUA